CGCACGUAUGAAACUUUUUUUUGGAUUAAGAUUUGAAAUUUUUUAUCGAUUUUUUGAGUGGAAAUUUUUUUAAAUUCAUUAUCACGAAUGCAACACGUUAUUUUAUUGCGAAAUUUAGUGCGUAAGAUGUAAUCGAAAAAGUUGUUGCAUAGUCAAUUUUGAUCCGGAAUAAGCCCGAAAGAUGCCGAAAGGUUAUUUGUGAAAGUUGCCACCGAAAGGUUUCAGGUUGUUGACGCACUCAUCUUGUUUUGCUAUCAAACCUGAAGUUCGUAGAUACGGAAUAAUCACCUGCGAUUGUUUAUUCAUCGAUUAACAUUUGGCAGCUAGUCCGCUUACUCCGUUGGAUUAUUUCCGAUGUGAAUUUUCAAACCGAAAUUCUCAGUGAAAGCGCAAAUUUAUACAACUACCACCAAGGAUACGAGUUGAAAUUAUUUUAUCAAAUUGCAGGCAUCAUCGUGGACACGCGAAAGUACGGGUCAAAAUUUUAAAUAUUAUUUCAUUAACCCCCCCCCCCUAUUCGACCUUGCUUACUAACUAGAUUAUACAUAUCCACCUUGGGCACCUCACCGACUUGCGAAUCAAACUUCCGCAAAUGCACGAAGCAGGUGCACUCAUAGUCCACCUAUCUCUGCGAUAAAGUAAUAAGGUGUAAUUAGCCCGUUCGAAUAAACAGUAUACGGUCCAUGAGGUAUGUUGAGGUUGUCUGCCCGUGACUAUAUGUUGAAAUAGAGUAGAAAAAGUUGCAUCUCCGAGAAACUGCAUACUUAUUCGUAUCUGGAUUGAGGAAAUUAUACCCUGAAUAAAUAAUUGACGUUGCCGACGACAUUUAUCGUAGAUUCUAUCGACACCCUGAGAAAUGACGGAUAAAAAACCGGCCUUUGGUAGCGGGGGCGGCGGAGAAGGGGAUAAUAAAAUUACAAACGAACCGCCGACCGACAAUACCAAGGAUAAAAAGACACUGAUGUGCUGCGAUGAUUUCCUCUCCGACGAAGAUCUCAACGUUGGUAAAAUAGCCGAGGUGGUUGAAAACGUUGAGGAGAAUGUAUCCAGUUCUGACGAAGCGGACGAAGAACUGGAAGUUGAAUAUCGCAAGCUGAACGAAGUUCUAGAUCUUCCGGAAGAUUCUUAUUCUCUCACGAGAAUAAAACCGAAAUUUCCAGAAUGCGUUAAACAUGGAUCACGUUCGGGAACGACGCACUUUAACAUGCUCAAGUUUUCUCCACUUUCCAGAGGAUUGCAGGGUCCCGCAUGCGCCAUAGCAGCUUUUGCAACGAACGCGGUCUUGAAAUCACGUUGCUGGAAUGAGAUGAUCAUAGAUCAAAUAAUCGACGAUGCGGAUGAUUAUUAUUUCAAGUCUUACGAGGACGUUGAAACGGAUGACCGGCGGACGUUGACUGUCCGAGAUUUGAGAAGAGAAAUGACCGUACAAAAGACAUAUCACGUGUAUUUUGACAUACAUGAUGCCGCUUACGUCGGUACAUUUAGAUCCGAGGAUCCCAAAGAAAUGCAUCUAUUGAAAGCCUUAGAUUUGUUCUUCAAAAAAUACGAUUCCGGACUGUUGAUAUCUCCGAACUUGAACAUCUCUAUUUGGAAGGACUCGAAAUUUUACAAUAUUUUCGACGGCCAGGCGAGAGGGGAUGACUGUCUCCCUGUCGCUAACGAAAAUGAAGGUUCCGCAAAAUUGAUAUUGGUCCGAGAUUUGACAAGUGUCGCAUUCAUAAUUCUGGAAAAAAGUAACGUUGAUAACGAGCCUUUCGUUUUAUUUGCAAUUACUGUCGUAAAUUCAAUGAAGAUUCCUUCCCGUCCCGAUGAUCCUGAUGAGCCUGUAAAAUCCGUUGGAGAACCCAAACGAAGACCGAGCGGCUUUAAAAUUCAAGAACAAUUUCGAGCUUGUGUUCAGGGUACCUAUCAUCUCAUGGAUUCGAGAGUUCCAAGCGAACUUCGAGGUAGAGGUCAUCUGGUGAUUGCUGUUGCUGCUCUCAUCUAUUCUCGGCUGAUAAAUUCCAAUAAGUGGAGCUCGAUGAUAAUCGACUUAAUUUUCAACCAAGCGCAUAUUUACAUGAUAGAUUUAGUGAGAGCUUUGGAUAUGAAGCUGGACGAUUAUUUCGAAUUGAAGAUAGAUGACCUUAUGGGGGAUAUAAUUUUAGGCGUCUAUUCAGCCAAAAUUAAUGUGACAGUUAACGUUGUACCUGGUCAAAAAAAGAAAGGAAAAUCCACCAUCGACAGUGGGAUACGAGAAUUUUUUCAACAAAAUCAAUCUGGCAUUAUAGAGAUUAAGAAAAUCUUUUUUCCAAUCUGGAAGGAAGAUGAUAAAUUCUAUUUCCUUGAUCCGUUCGGCUGUGAUGACGAAGGAUUUAGGAUAGAUCCCGCGGACCCUGAUGAAGCUCUGCGAUACAAAAAGGCGAAACCCUGCAUGACCAUGAACAGCUCGAUUAACGAGAUGGUGGAAACGAUUCUUCAAAAUACCGGAAACAAGGAUAAGGAUCCUUUCGUUAUACAUUCGCUCCGCGUACUUGACGUCAGAACUGGUAGCAUCCCAGGUGGACCAAUUGACAACGUCAUAUACCGGGAGAAGGGAACAAAUAGACGACCAUCGCCUGAGGAUUCAAACGAGGUGACGAAAGUUGCCGACUGUAAGUUGGAAAUUGACAUGGUCCCGAGACCACGUCCUGAUGCUGAAAAAACGAAAGAUUAUCAAUCGCAAUUUCCAGAGUUGAUGCUCGAUGUUGAUAAUUACAUGAUGAAAGAGGACGAACCGACUUCAUUUGUUGUAGCCCGUCCUUCGGUCAAAGAACUUGUCAAGCCUGAACUACAAGACACAAUGAAAUCUGAGGAACUUGUUUCGCCCGAAAAAUGGUCGGAACCCACAGAACCGGAAAUCCAGUAUAUCUCCGGUUACCAGGUUGUGAACCCACAUCGGCUGAUACUACAAGGUGAAGUAAACUGCCUCGCGAAACGAUUUGAGGAAAGAGCUCGUGGCCGACAAGGAUUAAUCAUUGCGCUUACGGCCAUAGCGUACGGGAAAGUAACACCGCCUCCGGCGUGGCGAAAUAUUGACGUAAACCAAAUAAUCGAAGUUGGAAAUAAGGCUUACGCCGAUACGAUUGACUGGAUUCAGCGUGGCAGACCGGCAGAAGAUGAGAUCAAGGGAAAUAAGGAGGCAGGAGAUGAGAAUGAGGAUGAAGAAGAGGAAGAGGAAACCGAAGAAGAAGAUGAAGAAGAGGAGGAGGAUGAAGACGAAGAGGGCAAGGUAUCGAAACGAGAAUUGAAGGGCCCGCUUCAACCAAGACCGAGUCACCUAGACGUUGCCAUGCUACCUGAUAAAAUUAGACUUGGCGAAAAUGACGUUUAUUACAAGAAGAAAACAAAGUUCGCCGAAGGCGAUGCUAACCCACUAGCGAAUCUUGGCGAAGCUCUUGAGCAAUACUUCAGACUUUACGACGAACUUGUGGUGGAGAAUAAAAGGUUGAUGUUUGGCGUAUGGAGAAGCGGUGGAAAAUAUUGUUUGUUCAACCCGUACGGUAGCGAUGAAGAAGGUCGACGACUCAGGGGAUAUCCAGCUGCGUUUAUUGUUACCGACACAAUCAACGAACUGAUAGAUAUAUUUUAUGGAAUUCUGGAAUACAAUGAUUCCCAGUUCAUAUUGCAUUAUAUAGGAAUAGAGUCGAUCCAACCGAACGAUAAGUAUGUCGCUUCGAUACCGAUUGAAAUUCCGGAAAGUAAUCUCGCGGCGAUGUACAGAACAUCGUUUUUACCCGUCACUGACGAAGACUUAUUUGUCCCAGAACCACAACCAGAACCUGAAACGGUGGGAACAGUGGAAGCCGAAAAUAAUAAGCAAAAGAAAGGUGAUGAGGAUGAGGAUGAAAGUGAGGAUGUUGACGAGGAGGAGGAAGAAGAAGAGGAAGAGGAUGAAGAAGAUAUGAAGGAUGAAAUACCAGAAGAAAAGCCACCACCGGAACCAGAAAGACCGAUAAUAGAUCCAUUGUUGGAAGUGGAAGAACAGGAUCAACCCGAUCCACCUGAUCAAUUGAAUUUAUCUCUUCUUUCCAGAACUCUAGUGGUCGACGAGGAAGAAGAGAAAAAAAAAGAUGAAAUGAAUGAAGCACUGAUUUAUGAAAAGUUGAAAUACAAACAUCCUCCACCUUUUGUUCUUCCGCCAAAAAAAGUUCUUUGCGUAUUGUUGGAAGCGAAAAAAGCGUCAAAAUCAAUCCACUCGUUGCUUUCGAGAUUCUCCAUAGAUUCUUUGUUGUCGGUUAAGAAAAAAAGCGACCUUCCGACCAGCAUACCGAAUCACCAGCCGAUUAUAACAGCCACGAACGUCAAUAACGGUGACAAGAUUACAAAAAUAAUCAAACUCCCACCCAAAAAAUACUUAUUCUCGAGACUACUUCCGACCGGAAUCACCCCGAUUAGAGCGAUUAAUGACAAGUAUUUGCAAAACGAAGACUUUGAUAAAGCCAGGGAAGAAGACUGUCGUAGAAAUAAAUAUAAGGAAGCACUAGAAAUUCCCGAGACGGAAGACGUUCCUGAAAUACCUACCACAAUGCGCAUCAAACCGGUCCUCAUACCGCUUGGUCCUCCCAUCAAAACACCGAGUCCAAUGAAAAAACCGAAGCCAUGUACGGAGAACAAAAAGAGACGAUGUAAAAUAAAUCCAAUCGAUAAGGAAGAUCCAGUUCUCGAAACAAUCGUGUGCAAAACCGAAGACUUACUCUUGGAUAUGAUAUUUCCUGACCCUGAUCGUGAGGUCAAGGGCAAGAAACCGGUAGCGAGUAAAAAAGACCCAUGUAAAGAGAAGAAAAAGAGAGUUGUGAGUCGAGUUCGCAUGAAAGAUCCAGAUGAAAAACCUAGACCACCGCCUGUACCUGAACAUUGUGGAUUCAAAAUGACCGAUGAUGAUAUUGGCGUGAUAAAUGCCAACAUGUGCUUAGAGGAUCGGGAAGCAAUCGAGGAAUCUCAUUUCAAGCAGUGCUACUUCACAGCUAUUCUUUGCGUUUUAGCAAAAAUUCGACUCGACGUAAAUAUGUUUCGAGGAAGUAUCUUGGACCAGUUUAUUUUGGCUGGAGAUAAAAUAUUUCAACGAACUGGAAAAUUGAGGUACAAGGCUCUCCGUUGGUUCUACAAUGUGGAAAUCCUUGAAACCGUGUGCAAUAUUAUUUUGAGACAAAUCGUUUACGCUGAUCCUGAAAGUUGUUUGGAAGAAGAACUGUCGAGUGUGAUAUCAAACUAUUUGAAAAAAGAUCAAAGUGGUAUUCUCAUUUUUCCAUCUUGCUGCUACGCAUUUUGGUACAGUAGAGAAAUGUAUUAUCUGUUCGAUCCCUACGGUUGCGAUGAUGAGGGGCAUGCUAGCAAGGAUGGUUACGCAUGCCUGAUGCAGUUUCCGAAUUUGGAAUCUAUGAUUGGAAGAAUCAAGGAGAAUACCGGGGAAACCGCGAACGAGGUUUUCCGCAUACAUGCCAUCGCAAUUGGACACAUGGAGCAAGUAAAACGCAAGAAAAAGAUGGCGGCAAAAAAUAAACCAGUGCGCUUAGAAACGGACUCCCCGAUGCAGGAACUACCACCAGAACCGGAAGCCGUUUUAUCGCUCAUUGAGCUGUCUGAUUGGGUCGAAAAAACACAGAAGAACAAAGCCAAAUUCGAUAUUACCAUACCUGGAUUUGCUGCAGAGCCAAACUUCAACGCCUCAACGCUGGAAGUUAUCGUCCUUGAAAAUGAUAUCACGGAUCCAAUCAGAACGGAAUUCAAGAAUGCAAAAAAUGAACGAUACAAAACGAGCGCUGGAGAUCAGUCCAAUCUUGGCAGCUUGAUACGUAAAAAACCAUACGAAAGAAGAUUUAAGGACAACUCGAUCGUUUUGGAACCGAUCGAUCUUUGCAUCAUGGCAUGGGCACACAUUCACGAUCCCACCUUUUGGGGAACAAAAACCAUUAAAGGUUUAUACGAAGCCACUAAGGAUUUUACCCAAGAUUGUGUAUUGGCAUUGCAGGAUACAACUGUUACGGGAAUGACAGACAGCGUAUUACCCGAAUUCAACAUAGCCAAUUACAAUUUUCGAGCAGCUUUCGCUCCGCUACAUCAGGGCACUUUGUAUGCCGCGAGUGGUUGGAACCUUGCGAUGUCCUUGGAGAAAUUGUUGAGCACGCCAAUUUAUUCCGGGGCUAUAAUCAUUUGUGGAAAGGCGCGUAUCGGCGUGAUGAAGAAAAAUAAUAAUUAUUACGCGUGGUGGGUGAUCCGAAAUACCAAACGGAUAAAAAUUACAACGUCUGAAGAAAUGGAAGAGUUGCUCAAGCUUAUCGUCAGGGAAAUAAACGAGUCGGAGGAAAUUGCAUUUUCAAUACGAGCGGUAACGAUUUCGUACGCUCGUAAAAUGGCCCCUGACUGCGAGGACACAAACGGGCUCCACGAAAGGGCUAUACCGGCAACGUCCUUAGCUGAAAUACACAGAAAAUCGUUACCACCCUACGACAUUGAGGCUUUAUUCCGAAAAACUGUACCCGAAAGUGGACCGUUAUUUAUCUUGGGAACGGUAUCCACCCGGAAUAGAGAUACGAUAAAAGAACCUAGGAUGAAACGAUGUUAUUUUGUCGCUCUAUUGGCUGUAAUGGUAAAAAGAGAUAUUAUACAGAGUCCUGUGGCAGGAACGGUCGAUAAGAUAAUCGAAGUCGGCGAGGAAUUAUAUAAACAGUUUGACGAGCCUAAAUAUCAUACUGAACAUAUAUUGAAAAACGUCACUAUAAUGAACAGGAUUUUCGAUUUUCGCGAUUGCGCUUUGCCAUUGGUCGAAUUUCAAAGUAAUUCCACAAACGGGAGGAAUGAUCACUACUCGCAGGUGAAGAAGCACCUUAAACGACAUUUCAAAAAACAUUCCGAUGGUAUAAUACACUUCAGCAACUGUUGCUAUGGAUUUUGGUACUCAGAGUCAACAAAUUCCUACUACUAUCUUGACCCUUAUCAAUGUGACAUAAAAGGUAAAAAGGUCGCGAGUGGAGGAGCUGGAUGUCUUUCUAUAUUUCCGAACCUGUGUCUGAUGGCAAGGCACAUGUAUCAGAAUCGUUUCGAAGAUUCGACCGGAUUUUUCAUCCACCGUAUUCACGUUGAAUCGAUCAACGUUCCAGCUUUCAAGAAGCUCAAAGAAGAUCCCAUGUGGGUGUAUCUGGACUUUCACUGGAGUUUCCUUCACGCACCAGACAUCGUUAAAAUGGGGAAAAAGAGGAAGAAAAACUCAAAGAUAGCCGAGCAGGAACAACCGUCGUGGAAUCAUUACGCCAUCGAAGUUCCGAAUUUAAUAUAUUCCGUGUGGGCAACCCUAGGCUGCUAUGAUCCCAGAUUUGGCCAAAGAGCGGGUAAGAAUCAAGCUGGAAUCAACGUUGCCGUCCUCGCUAUGCAGUUUUUAUGUCACCCCUCGCGAUGGGGACCGGCCAUUUUAGACUCUGCCGUUAUUUGCGGCGACUGCUACCACACGGAGAGCCUCAAGAGUGCGGUACGUAAGGGCUGCAGGCACCCGAACAGAUUCAACCUCCAGUCCGUUUUCAAAGUCUUCCCUCACGUUUGGACGAUUCAGUUUAAAGAGAAUAUGUGCGGAACGUUAUACGGAGGAAGAAAUAGAAUGACGCUUGCAGCCACGAUAAAACUGGCAUUUGCGGAGGCACCAAAUAUCUUAAUCGAAUGUAACAAGGUCGUAUUUGCGGUUUUGAUAGCGGAGGAUGGUUACUACGUUGCUGAUCCUCGUUGGAGUGGGCCGCCGUUAUUCACUAGAAACCACGGUGCUCUCUACGUUCUACGCUGUCGGAAUAUGAACGCCCUCAUAUAUGCCCUGACUAAAAUGUUGAACACCAAUGAACGAUUGGAAUUCCAUAUCACUCCAAUUUUGCUCACUUUCGCUCAAGAAUCUUGCAGACUUGGUACUGAACAAUCGUUGAGUAAAACACAGAAGCAGAUAUUACUUGAUCCUAUGUGCUAUAGUCCAGCUCGUGUAACUGGGCCUGCACCUCAAGUACCGGGAGCGAUAACAACUCCCGACGAGGACUCGUACCUCCGCUAUCGCAGGAACCUCAGGGAAGGUCGAAGACACGGCGCUGAACUUGAAAACCCACCAAUUAAAUCACUUGAACCGAAAUUGCCAGAAAUUGUAAUGAACAAUACGCAGAUUAGCACCAUCUGGCAUCUAAACGUCGGUCAUUCAGUGCCCCAUAAACACUCGAAGAAGCCGUUUGGUAUAGUUCACGGAAUCAAUGAAUCUUAUACAACAACUAGUGUGGCUGAUUCUCUAAAAAACGCAUCGUACGAGGCCGACCGAGAAUACCCCAGACUGAUCGACUUCACUGAGGAUGCCGUCGAACCGGAAACUGAAAGUGAAACUGAAAAUUUUGAGGACCCGAAUAGCGAUCCUCCGUUAAUACAAACCGACACAAUUAUCCCUCCGCUCUGUACUGGAGCACCAAAUUUCAUAAAGGAUUCAUCGCGGCGAAAGUUUUCUCAAACGGUCAAGGAAAUGGCCGAUGACUACUUCAAAAAAUACAAGCAUAGAGUAUCACCAGAACUUGAUGAAGAACCGAUCAAAGAUGAAGGGGAAGGGGAAAAUCAAGGUUGAACGUUUUAUUGUCAUUCGGGAAAUCUUCGCUCAUGGAUGCAAUGGUAUGCAAUUUGUGGCGAAUGUUUCUGAAGUCAUUGUACUCGGUAAAGCUUAACACGGUAGAAAUAUCAACCUUGAAUAUACAGGAAAUUACUUAAUUUAUUCCGAACACAGCAGUCGAGAUUUCGGAAGGUGGCAUGCGAGAGUAUGCAUAUC
Messenger RNA from Athalia rosae (coleseed sawfly), 8791 nucleotides. RefSeq lists its product as uncharacterized. The record is from RefSeq and is a predicted model, not a curated record. Bases 857 to 8593 code for a protein of 2578 amino acids. The transcript has 3 exons. NCBI's taxonomy places the organism in Eukaryota, Metazoa, Arthropoda, Insecta, Hymenoptera, Athaliidae.